Cololabis saira (Pacific saury) is the source of this 6324-nucleotide messenger RNA. RefSeq names its product BTB (POZ) domain containing 7 (gene btbd7). Gene Ontology annotation, biological process: morphogenesis of a branching epithelium. The record is from RefSeq and is a predicted model, not a curated record. Lineage: Eukaryota; Metazoa; Chordata; Actinopteri; Beloniformes; Belonidae. Gene Ontology annotation, molecular function: protein binding. The coding region runs from base 482 to 3862 and encodes 1126 amino acids. The transcript has 11 exons.
UAGGCCAUAAUAACCACCCAACAAGGCGUUAUGCUACUAUGGGGGAAAUACCUAACUGAACCGACAAUAAAGCGCUUUUUGCCAUCGUUCAUGAUCGAGAUCGAGGCUGAAAAUUCACCGGAAAGUCAAUGCAAGUGGAAACGGGUGCAUAUUUUGGGAUUUAAUGUGGACGCUGACGUCGAGCUGCGCGUAAUGAGCAGAGUUGGGAAAAGAAGGUGUUGAGCUGCAUUUUUUUUCCUCCCUUCUUCUUCCUUCGCUACAGACAAGUUGAAACGGGGAACUGCCGAAAGUCUAUCCGAGGGGUAAAUAAUGUCCACGACGCCCUUCACUUUUUGGCCUCGCAGGCUGGGCCCAGAGCUCUGAGGAUGCUUCAGAGGAUCUGUGCCUGACCCUCAACUGAGGACUGAAAGGAAUACGUAGUCUGAGCAGAAUGACUCAGCAAGAGGGGGGGCCCCCAAAUAGCAAGUGAAGAGACGUUAGGAUGGGUGCCAAUGGAUCCAGCUAUCCGCACUCAUGCUCCCCACGAAUAGGGGGGAAUUCCCAGGCCCAGCAGACUUUCAUAGGGACCUCAUCCUAUUCUCAGCAGGGAUAUGGCUGGGAGUCAAAGCUGUACAGCCUUGAGCACAGCCAUGAGCGGCCCACGGACAGGAAGAAGAAAAGCCUCGGGCUGGCAACCCUCAAACGGAGGUUAAUGAAAAGAAGGAAGUCCAGCCGCUCAGCAGAUCAUGCGCGGCAGAUGCGGGAGCUUCUGUCCGGUUGGGACGUCCGCGACACAAAUGCCUUGGUGGAAGAGUAUGAGGGAACAGCGGCCCUCAAGGAGCUGAGCUUCCAGGCCGUCCUGGCUCGUUCAGAGGCCCCCAGCCUGCAGCGAGAUCUGGCUGCCCUCUACCAGCACAAGUACUGCACUGACGUAGACCUCAUUUUCCAAGGUACUUGUUUCCCUGCUCACAGGGCAAUCCUCGCUGCUCGUUGCCCCUUUUUCAAGACCUUGUUGUCAUCAUCUCCCGGUUAUGGAGCAGAGGUUCUCAUGGACAUUGAGACGGCUGGCAUUGACGUACCGAUGUUUUCUGCCCUGCUUCACUACCUGUACACUGGGGAGUUUGGCGUAGGUGGAGCAGAGGACACCAGGCUCAAAAACGUGGACGUACUAGUUCAGCUAAGUGAGGAAUUUGGUACACCUAACUCCCUGGAGGCAGAUAUGAAGGGCCUGUGUGACUAUAUGUGCUACUAUGAUGCUCUGCUCAGCUUUUCCUCUGACUCUGAGAUGAUAGAAAGCUGUAAUGAGAGAGGGGCUGCAGCACCAGCAGGGGGCUUGGGAGUUGCUGGGGGCCCCGGGACCCCAGACGAGGAUCUCCGGGCUCACAAGGCCAUCCUCUCAGCGCGCUCCCCUUUCUUUCGGAACCUUUUGCAGAGGCGUAUUCGCACAGGGGAGGAAAUGACUGAGCGUACUUUGCAGACACCUACCCGAAUAGUGUUGGAUGAGUCCAUCAUUCCACGGAAAUAUGUCCAGGUUAUUCUCCACUGCAUGUACACAGAUGUUGUUGACCUUGGGUUAGUGCUGCGUGGAAGUCCUUCAGCAGGAAGCCUCGGUGAGGUGCAAGCCCUCGUUUCAGGGGGACGUGGUGCCAGCACACGGACAGAGGAGGCCAUGGAGCUCUACCAUAUUGCUCUGUUCUUGGAGUUCAGCAUGUUAGCUCAAGGGUGUGAAGACAUUGUUGUGGAAAGCUUGUCUCUGGACUCCCUCGUACCCAUUUUGAAGUGGAGCUCACAGCCGUACGGCUCCAAGUGGGUCCACAGGCAGGGCAUGCACUUCCUCUGCGAGGAGUUCAGUCAGGUUGUCAGCUCUGAUGUUCUUUACGAGCUCGGCAAAGAACACCUUCUCAGCGCCAUUCAGUCCGACUACCUGCAGGCGAGUGAACAGGACAUUCUCAAGUAUGUUGUUAAGUGGGGCGAGCAGCAGCUUAUUAAGAGGAUGGCAGACAGGGAGCCGAAUCUGUUGAGUGGCACAGCCCACAGUGUGAACAAGAGAGGAGUGAAAAGGCGAGACCUGGAUGUGGAGGAGUUAAAGGAAAUCCUGUCUCCCCUCCUGCCCUACAUCCGAACUGAGCACAUCUUGCCUCCUAACAGUGAUGUCCUUGCUGAUGCGCUUAAGAGGGGUUUGAUAAGCACCCCACCGUCAGACAUGCUGCCCACAGCUGAGGGGGGCAAAGCCAAUUCAUGGUUACGGCAGAAGAACGCAGGCAUCUAUGUGCGUCCGCGCCUCUUCUCUCCUUAUGUCGAAGAAGCUAAGGUGAGGCGCAUUAACUUCAGAUCUAUCCUCGAUGAAAUGAUGGUGGAGCAAACAGACCUGGUGCGUUUGCGACUAGUGCGGAUGUCCAACGUCCCAGACACGCUCUACAUGGUCAACAAUGCUGUGCCUCAGUGUUGUCACAUGAUCAACCACCAGCAAAUGGCAAGCAAUUCCAGCACAGCUCCAUCGGUUGUGGGGAAUGAAAUUCCAGUGCCUCCACUGUCCGUAGUAAAGGAUAUGGUCCGGAGGUUGCAUGAGCUGAGACACACAGAGCAGGUUCAGAGAGCGUAUGCUCUCAACUGUGGUGAGGGAGCCACCGUCAGCUAUGAGCUGCAGCUGCGGGUGCUGAGGGAGUUUGGUCUGGGAGAUGGAGCCACUGAGCUGCUGCAGAAUCCGUACAAGUUCUUCCCCGAUGAGCGGUUUGGUGAUGAGAGUCCGAUUCUGGCCCUGCGGCAGGUGGGUCGUUGUCGUGUAAACAGCAGCCCGGCCAUGGAUAGCAUGUUCACAGAGCUGGAAGGCGUAGCGGGCUUCCAUCCGCCCCUACCUCCUCCACCUCCCCCAUACCACCCCCCUGCCACACCAAGUCACGCCCAGCUCAAGGGUGCCUGGCGACCUCGUGUGCUCAUGCCAACCCCUACCCGCUCCUUCUCCUACCCCUGCAACCGUACUCUGAUCCAGCGCCAUGCAGUCAACAAACAUGGCAGCUCAGAAUACUCCUCUGUGCCCAGGCCCCAGCCCCCUGACUGCACCAACCCACAGGCUAUGGGCCGAACCUUGCUUUCAGAACAGCAAGCGAUGAGCAUGGAGCCUGUUAUGAGGGAGUUCAUGCCUGACAUUGCACUUGGUGUCUCGGUCAUGUCUUUGAGGGAGCAACACAUGUCAGAGAUGGACAGGGACGGCCCUCACAGCCUAAUGGGUCCGUCAGGCCUCCACCUGACCCACGGGCCCUGCCCGUCUGCCCAUCUCGGGCAUGGUCAUGGUCCUGGACACGGCCACUCCUGCAAGAGGCACGCACCAGAACCCAAACUCGAGGCUCAAGCCGAGUUCCCUGACUUGUAUGACUUCUCCUGUCGACCUGCAACUCCAACCUCCUCUCACCCUCUUCCCCCCUUCGCAGGACCAGAUCUCUACAGUCACAGCUGCAACCCAUCCAGCUCUUACCACCCCUCUUAUGUUUCUGACUGUCAGACGCAGGUCCACGCACAGGGACGGACUGCCCCGGACCCACUACGGCUAGAUGUCCUCAGUAUCAAAUCUCAAAGGCAUGAUGGAGUCCUUUCAAGCCCUUCUGGGGCCCAGCCCAGAAUGGGACACAUCCCAAAGGGGCGAUCAAAUGAGACAGACCUGACUCACGGAUUAGGCCAUUUACGGUCCCCCAGUGGGAAUAUGGAAAACUAUGAUGAGAGGCACUUAGUACCUAGAGAUGUCCCAGAAGACAUGGUUCUAGGUGGAGAUUCAUCAUGCCCAGGGCCCCUCCAGCAGCCUCACAGAAACAGUAUCAGUGAGGAGCUCGUCAGAGACCGCAGGUCACCCAGCAAACCUGACUACCCUUAUAAAAAAUCUGCACUUUAACCCCAGUUCAGGACCAGGGGGUUGGAUUAAGAAAAGGGAAAAAAAAGUGUUGAGUGGCUGUCCAUCAAAAUGAAUGAUAAAGCACUAAAUGUGUACCUGUGUGUAUGUGUGUUUGACAGGAGCAGGAAGAAAAGGGGCUGUAGAUGGUUACUAUUUAUAGAAUAUGUCCUUUUGUCCUACCUCUAUAACACUGUGCUAUCCAUCACACAGUCAAGAGUGUGGAGAGAGUAAUAGAUGCUGGUGAGCCGUCGCUGAAAGUCUGCCUAGUCCUGGUGUUUUAAAGGAUUAUUGGGGGUCUUCUAAUCUCUUGACCUUCAUUGUUAAGAAAGAGGUUAACUAGGGUUGUAUGAAUUCUGUCACAGCGCUGGUAGAGCUGAGUUAGAAACUGAUGGUUGAACAGAGACCUAUUGUCUCUUGCAGAGUGGAAAAAUAACAGGAUAGGAAUCUCAGCUUACUUAAGUUAACAAUGGCACACAGCCUCGGAUAUAAAGUAUUGUGAUAAAAUCAUUCAUUUCAUAUGUAAAUAUUUCAGCCUGUGUUAUUUUGCUCCCAUGACCUGUAUUUGUUUCUCCGUGUUGCACCUCUUUAACAAACCACCUUGUAGCCCUAGUUCUGCAUUGCUGAUGAGUAAUGGAGCAGACUUUGUUACACAAAGCAGAAAUGGGAUCCAACAGGAAGUAGGUCAUCAGACCUCGCCUUACACGUGUGUAAGGCGUCAACUGUCACAGCCUCUCUGUGGGGCAAAAGGCCUGCCUUUCAGCUGGGUGGGGCCACCGGGGCAGGAAAGUCACAGUCAGAUUCAUUACUGAGAUGCAGUGGAUAAUAUAAGGCUGCCUCUGCUGACUGACUUAGAGAAAUCAAACGGAUUGCUUGGGAUUUGUUGCUCUGGCAGCUGGAGCAGGUGUGUGUACAUUUGUCUGUCUAUGAGGAUAACUUUGAUAUACGUGGGUGUGUAGACGAUCUCAGUAGUAUACGCUCUCAUCUUUGGUCAGGUGUGUUUGUACAUAUUGAAUUCUGAGGUAACUAACUGGUUUUUGGCACUGAGCACAGUGGUCAUAGUGUUUAUUACCUCUAUUUCUGUUUAGCAUCAAGUAAUCAAUUCUAAAGCCUUAACAAGUAAUUAGAAUAUUCAGUUGUAGUUAUCUUUAUUCACUUAAGUACAAUGUCAUUAUUGUGCAGCCGCUCUUCUGUGUUCAUUUGACUUCUUUGAUUAUUUUCAGUACAGACACACUGCAUUUUUCCUUAGUGAGGAAGACACUUAACUCAAAUGCUAAAACCAUUUAUAUCUAUAUAUAUUUAGCCUCCAUCUUGCCAGCUCCUGGGAGAUUGAGGAUGAGAUACAUUGGCAGUGUUUAUACUGUUAAAUGUACUGUGAGACCCGCUGUAGCUACACAAACAUGCAAACACACACACACACAAAGCCUGUCACAGCUGCUAUACAACCUCACAUGCAAGUAUCAUUGCACAGUAGGAGUCUUCUGUUUAACUGAAGAGAAGAACGAAUGAGUUUCGAACAAAAUGAAACCUAUACUAGAGGGAGCUUGGCUAUCGCCGGCUCUUGUCUCCAAUGGAAUUGUAAAUAACGAGUUGCGUUCCGUGCAUUUUGAUGAAUUUCUAAUGGUUUCCAUCACAUUUUAGUGGUUGUUAAAGGUCUGUGUUUUUACUGUAGUGGACAACACUGUGUGACUUGUCUUUGUCAUGAAAUCUCACCAAGAAUGUGUGUUAUAAAACAUAAGUUUGUGCAUCAGAAUCAAUUUUGUUCUUAAAUGUUAUGCAUUAAGAGCAGCUUGUUCAGUAUAGUAAGUGAUGUGGAUUACCAUGUUUAUAGAAAUAUUUCCCCUUUGUCUUUUUUUUUUUUUUUUUUUUUACUUUAAAUGCAACAGAAAUAGUUAGAGGAUCAGAAGACAUUAGCUCUCUGCUUUUCAGUGAUCAGGUUACCAAGUAGAAAAAUCAUUUCUCUGUCUUAAGUUGCUUCAUGGGGAAAAAAUGCAAAAUUCCAGAUUCCUCCCCAUGUUCAUGCUGGGUAGUUUCGUUUUUUUUUUUCUUUUAAAAAACUUUUCCAGGACGAUGUUCCAUUGAGUAAAAGUCCUUGUUUUGCUCUUUGCUAUAGAGGAGUCAGUGCCUUCCCCUGCCUGUGGCUGGGCUUUUAUUGGAGAAGUGACUUAGAUGUCUAUGCAAGCUCUUUUACCAGCUUACCAGCCUGCAUCAAGUAGUUCUUUGAAAUCUCAUGUAGCUUGUUUUGUGUACAGUGUUAUUUAGCACCUUUUUUGAAACUGAACCAUCUGAAACGUGUGAUUGGUUGUGUUGAAUUGUAACAGGUACAUUGUACUUGUAUUGUAUCAUAGAACCCUUGUUGAUAUUAAGUUGCAUUUAGUUUCACUGAAUCUAUUUUUCUACUGUCACCUCAAAAGGUGCAUAACAGUGGUCAACUUUGGCAUCCUCAAAAUAAACUGUUUGAUAUU